CAUUAUUUUGACGAUGAGCAGCAACACGCAGUUGAGUGGCAAAGUGGCGGUGAUCACUGGCGCCUCGGGCGGCAUCGGUGCCGCCAUCGCGCUGGAGCUUGCAACGGCAGGUGCCAAGAUCGCGCUUGGAGCUCGACGUCUCGAAGCGCUAGAGACAGUCAAGACGGACAUCGAACAGAAGAUCGGAGCCAUCGGCAGCGUCCUUAUCGUGCAGACGGACGUAACCAAGCGACAGGAGGUGCAGAACCUCGUGACUAAAGCGGAAGAGACCUUCGGGGCCGUCGAUAUCCUCGUGAACAACGCUGGUGUGAUGCCCUUUGAGCUCAUGAAGAACGUUAACCAGGACAGUUGGGAGCGGACGAUCGACAUCAACUGCAAGGGAACACUCAACGGUGUGGCGGCUGUGCUGCCAAAGAUGCUGGCCCGUAAAAGUGGCCACAUUGUCAACAUCUCGUCGGAUGCAGGACGCAAGGUGUUCCCCGGAUUGGGAGUUUAUUCUGCGUCCAAGAUGUUCGUUGAGGGCAUCUCUCAAGCUCUGCGUCUUGAGAACGUCGGCAGUGGACUCCGCGUGACUUCCAUUCAGCCUGGUAACGUCGCUACGGAUCUAGUGAAGCACGCGAAUGCUGCUAGCGGUGUGGAUGAAGAGGCAAUGAAGUUGUACGGUGGCCCAUCCGAGUGCGAGGUUCUCAAACCUGAAGAUAUCGGUCGAGCUGUGUUGUACGCUGUCACCCAGCCGCCAUAUGUGGCUGUGAACGAGAUUCUGGUGGAGCCGCGCGAUGAACCCAUUUAGAGGAAAUCUAGCACAGCUCCAAGCCAUACACGAGACUUUCCAGCUCGUCCUCCAUUUGCCGUGCCGAGUUUUCUAGGAUACCCGAAUCGUAGAAUGACGCCGUCAACUUUCCAUGAUUCUCUGUAUUCUGAUUGUCAUCGUCUUGUCCAAAUGCACACAGGCACGCGAUCGGAAGACCACGAACACAGACGCUGAUACCGAUGAAGAAACGCAUACGCAAGUGCUGCACCAUCGGAAUCUCUCGAGUUCGUGGGUCGGCGAGACAAUCCAAGACGACCAGAGGCUGGUUUUGCGGCUGACAAAGCACAAAAUCACACAGUGAUUCACGUCGUAAGAUCUCGUCCUGUGCUGCUAGGUCGCGAGUACCAACGGCGUGCUCAAUCAGCACGUACUCGGCGUUCACGCGGGCAAUGAAAGCAGCAUUUACACCAAAAGCAGCGGCAGCGAGUUCGCAGCUUCGAUGCAUGAGAGUGCGGUCAACUAACGUGCAUGCAGGAGACACGAUCACUUCCAGAAGCUUGAGUCGCUCUUCUUCACGAUCGUCGUCCAGUUUAGGUAAGAAAUAACCCUCAUCAGCGAUGGAGUCCUGGUCUAAUAGACCCACAUUAGAGCUCAUCAAAGACGUUCGUCGAUGGUCAAAUCUCCUCAAGUCUUCCUCUUCUUGCUCCUUCGAGUCAACAAGACGGUAGGACGACAAUCUGUCCACUGAGCUGUAGCUGCUCGCAUCGGCUACAAGAGGAAUCGGCUGAGCCAUUCUACGCGACCUUGAUGCCAUGGCUACCGGGUGUAGGAAUGAUCUGGAUACGGUAUAACCUGAACGCGGGGCGUCAAACCCAGAGUACGAAGCCUCAGUGCGAGAAUUGUAGCCUCCUUCCCAGCCAGAAGAAUGUAUGCUUGAUUCGACGCUGUUGGAGUCAAGCGCUUGCAGUGACCAGAUACUCUUCAUACUUGACGUAGUUGAAGGCACCGCUUGCCACAGAUUCUUGGUACUCCGAGCGAUGGACUUGAUCGAAAUGAUCUUGCUGUUGACAGAUGC
Molecule: messenger RNA, 1826 nt
Organism: Phytophthora nicotianae INRA-310
Lineage: Eukaryota; Oomycota; Peronosporomycetes; Peronosporales; Peronosporaceae
Exons: 6
Coding region: 14-790 (258 amino acids)
Biological process (GO): fatty acid elongation
Cellular component (GO): endoplasmic reticulum
Molecular function (GO): oxidoreductase activity
Source: RefSeq, a predicted model, not a curated record